This is a messenger RNA of Oncorhynchus gorbuscha (pink salmon), 5592 nucleotides long. Its product is annotated as collagen alpha-1(XXVIII) chain-like. Bases 1025 to 4687 code for a protein of 1220 amino acids. Gene Ontology annotation, molecular function: serine-type endopeptidase inhibitor activity. Lineage: Eukaryota; Metazoa; Chordata; Actinopteri; Salmoniformes; Salmonidae. The transcript has 36 exons. The record is from RefSeq and is a predicted model, not a curated record.
GAGUGGAGUGAAUCAAAAGUUUAAAAAAUAUAUUUUCCUAUUUAAAAAAUGCCAAUCCAUAAAGACAAGGUGAACGGGGUAUUGUGAACUGAAACUGAUUGUUGGAGUGGUAAAUUCUCUGGAGGAACCGCUAAUCUUCUAAACACUUUUAUAGUCUUGCCUCACCCCCUGCAGCUGCAGCCAAAGACUAGUGCCUUCAUAUGAAUGUGAAUCAUGGAAAAUUGUGCUAGCAAGGUGCGCUGCCUAGAGCCCUAGAAGUAAAUCACUACCAGUCUCCUUACAAAAAAAGCUUUGCUUUGUUCUGUGGGUGAGGCUUCCGGAAGCUAUUAUUCCCAGAAUGAGACAUCAGGGCAAUAUGGGGCAGAAAUGGGAAUUUACCCUGGUCACCAGUGGAUAAUAGUAAAAGAUACGAGGCAACAAACAAGAACGGACAAAGGCCCAUAAACUGAUUACAACUAUAGUCUUAAUAAAUUGGACCUUUGCUAUUACAGCCCGGAGGUGCCAUCCCAAACUCCAUUUAUAAAAAAACAAAAACUAUUAUAAAAAUAACAUUUUACCCCCACACUUUCCCCCAGCUUAUCCCUGCCCCGCGAGAUCUCCUUGCCCCGCCCUUCUCCAAACAUGGAGUGGCUGUGAGUGAAAGGGGGCUGGUUCUGCCUCUACUGUACUCACUGUGUCUGUAUGAGGAUGGCUGCAGCUAAAGAAACCUCAGGAAACCCAGUGUGAACCAGAGCACAGACCUCCACAGACCCUCUACUCACUGCUGCCGUACUGCAGACAUCCUACCUGGCCUGACCAGCUCCCAUCCUGCAGACUGACACCAUCACAGGAGCAGGACAAGAGCAGGAGUCUAAGUGGAACUUAACCUGAACAACACUUGAAACUGUCUUAUUUUUCCUCUGCUUCUCUUGCUCCCUCUGAUUCUCUCUUUCUCUCAUGUGCAUCUUUCCCAAUCCUGAACACUGAGCUGAGUAUAUUGGAGACCUGAGCCUUCAGCACUGUAUUAGGAGGAGAACAGGUGGUGAUGUCCCCUUCUCUGUACUGGUUCUUGCUGCUCUGUAGACUCCACAGUCUCUGGGCUCAGGAUGACUAUAGUACCCAUGAUGAUAGAACCAUGGACAGGAGAGCCAAGAACCAACUACUGACAACCAACGUCAUACCCAAGAAUGGCCAAUCACUUUUGAACGAUGACUGUGGCCUGGAGCUGGCCUUCCUGGUGGACAGCUCGGAGAGCGCCAAGGACAACCACGCCCAGGAGAAGAGGUUCGCCACAGAUGUGGUUGAACGCCUGCAGGGGGUCAAUCUCCAGACGGGCCGGGCUCUCAGCUCGCGAGCCGCCCUCCUGCAGUUCAGCAGCCAUGUGAUCAUCGAGCAGACCUUCAAGCAGUGGCGGGGAUUGGCCAACUUCAAGGCUCACAUCGCACUCAUCGGAUACAUCGGCCACGGCACCUACACCACCUACGCCAUCACCAACCUGACCAAGAUCUACAUGGAGGAGUCAGAGCCAGGGAGCAUCAGGGUGGCCAUACUGCUGACGGAUGGCAUCUCCCACCCCAGGAACCCAGACAUCUUCUCCGCCGUGGUCGACGCCAAAAACCAGGGUGUGAAGUUCUUCAUGGUGGGCAUCACGCCCGCGGCCAAUGACAUCUCCAACGUGGCACAGCUCCGUCGGCUGGCUAGCUCCCCAGCCAAUCGCUACCUACAUAACCUUCAGGACAGGGGCAUCGUGGAAAAGGUCAUCAAAGAGAUUACAGAGUUGGCUGAUGAGGGGUGUCCUCUGGCCCUGAAGUGUGCGUGUGACAAGGGAGAGAGGGGACCCAUUGGCCUCCAGGGCAAGAAGGGGAAUUCUGGAGAUGAUGGGAACCCAGGUGUUAAAGGAUCGAAGGGUGAGGGCGGGCUCAGUGGACUUCCUGGUCGAAAUGGGGAAGAGGGCAAGCCGGGCUACAAAGGAGAGCAGGGGGAGAGUGGAGAAUGUGGCACACCUGGAAUCAAAGGAGACAGGGGGCCUGAGGGGCCAGUUGGCACCAGGGGAAACAGAGGGCUACAGGGGUUACCUGGUCCAAAUGGCGAUGCCGGGCCUGAGGGUCUCAUAGGGAAAAAAGGUGAGCGGGGACUUUCUGGGCCACCUGGAAUACAAGGAGAAACUGGGAUCGGGCUUCCUGGACCCAAGGGUGAUGUGGGGUUCCAGGGGCGACUGGGGCCUCCGGGACCACCUGGCAUAGGGGAACCUGGACUACCGGGGCCUCAAGGGCCACAUGGCGUCCAAGGAGAGAAGGGUCCUAUAGGAGAAGGCUUCGCCGGGCCAAAGGGGGACCGGGGCCUGGAGGGGCCGAGGGGACCCAGAGGACAGCCCGGCGCUGGACUGAAAGGAGACAAGGGUGGCUUUGGCCCUCCAGGUUUUCCAGGGCCUGUCGGCCUGCCAGGCCUGGGCAUUCAGGGGGAGAAGGGUAUAGAGGGGCCACGGGGGCCACCAGGGGGCAGGGGCCCACAAGGAGAUGGAUAUCCAGGGCCCAAGGGUGACCAGGGCUUACCAGGGGAGCUUGGUUCAACAGGAGAGAGAGGGGCUGGCGAACCUGGGGCUAAGGGUGAGCCAGGAGCGUCAGGAUUGGCUGGUUUUCCUGGCCUCCCAGGAGAGGAUGGGGCCCCGGGACAGAAGGGUGAACCAGGUGUUGGUGGUCUGAGGGGACCAGAGGGAGCUGCGGGGAUUGGCACCCAGGGUGAGAAGGGAGACCAGGGCCAGAGGGGCAUUCGGGGCUUGGGUGGGCCUCCUGGAAUCGCCGGGCCCUCUGGAGCAAAGGGGGAGCCUGGGACACCAGGUCGACUGGGUAUGCCAGGACUUCCAGGGCGGGGAAUCAUAGGACCUAAGGGCAAUCUUGGCCCACCUGGUUCAUCUGGACCAAUAGGAGAGACAGGCUACGGGCUGCCUGGUCCUAAGGGUGAUCGUGGAGGUCCUGGUCCGUCUGGUCCAUUUGGGCCCAAAGGCGAUGGUUAUCCUGGCCCUACGGGAACUCCUGGUCUACCGGGGCUUCCUGGUGAACCAGGCCUGGAGGGGCUGGGCAUCCCUGGACCGAAGGGUGAUAUUGGCUUCAGGGGCUUUCCAGGUUUAGCAGGCCCCCCCGGCGAGGGGCUACAAGGUCUACCGGGUGGCACUGGACGACCGGGCCCCCCAGGGCCAACGGGGCCCCCUGGGCAGGGUAUUCAGGGGCCAAAGGGCGAGGCAGGGUCUCAGGGCGUGACGGGCCCUCGGGGACCACCAGGGGAAGGAUUCACAGGGGCCAAGGGUGACCGCGGCUCUGGAGGGGAGAGGGGCCUGAAGGGGGUCAAAGGUGAUUUGGGUGACCCUGGAGUUCCUGGCCAAUCAGGCAGACCAGGGUUCAAAGGCGACAUGGGCCUCACAAGAGAAGACAUCAUUAAAAUGAUCAAGGAGAUUUGUGGUUGCGGAAUCAAAUGCAAGGAGCGGCCCAUGGAGCUGGUGUUCGUCAUUGACAGCUCGGAGAGCGUGGGGCCGGAGAACUUUGAGAUCAUCAAGGACUUUGUGGCGGCCCUGGUGGACCGCGUGACGGUGGGCCGCAACGCCACCCGCAUCGGCCUGGUCCUCUACAGCCUGGAGGUCAAGCUAGAGUUCAACCUGGCGCGCCACAUGACCAAGCAGGACGUCAAACAGGCCAUACGAAAAAUCCCUUAUAUAGGUGAGGGCACCCACACGGGCACCGCCAUCCGCAAGGCCACCCAGGAUGCCUUCUACAGCUCGCGCAAGGGGGUCAGUAAAGUGGCUAUAGUUAUUACGGACGGACAGACGGAUAAGCGGGAGCCGGUGAAGCUGGAUAUUGCGGUUCGGGAGGCACAUGCAGCCAACAUCGAGAUGUACGCAUUGGGGAUCGUGAACACGUCAGACCCCACGCAGCUCGAGUUCCUGAGGGAGCUCAACCUGAUCGCGUCGGACCCUGAUAGUGAACACAUGUACCUCAUUGAUGACUUCAACACGCUGCCAGCUCUGGAGUCCAAGCUCGUCAGCAAGUUCUGUGAAGACGAGAACGGUGGUCUGAUAUACAACCGUGUCACCAACGGCUACGGCAACAAUGGAUACAGGAACGGGAACAAUGGGAACUAUGGCAACGGGGGCAAUGGCUAUGGAACCACCAACCAGGAGGACUUCAACAGGAGGCGAACAGUCACCACUACCGGCACUCAAAGUCAGGGUGGCAGGGUAGACCUGACCCAGCCUAUCAACCCUGGCACUGCCACAGUACAGGUCGAGAAAGGGCAGCGUGAGGGAGGCCAGGAUGGAGGUGUUUACACCCCAGAUUGGGGGACUGGUCGCGGGGACGUUCCCACGUUGAACCGCAACACAUCCUCCUCCUCCAGGGAUUCCUCAUCUUCCAAUACAGGAGGGUCCUCUUCCUCAUCAUCAUCAGGAACGUCAUCUUCAUCCUCAGGGUCCUCAGGCUCUGUCCAGUUAGUGCCUGCAUCACGACCCGCACUUCCCAAAGAGUAUGUGCCUCUGGACCCUCGCUGUGCACUGGUCCUAGACCAGGGCCCCUGUCGGGACUACAAAAUGCGCUGGUACUAUGACAAGCAGGCCAACGCAUGCGCCCAGUUCUGGUACGGAGCCUGUGAGGGGAACCAGAACCGCUUCGACACAGAGGACGAGUGUAAGAGGACAUGCGUGCAAGGCAGGGCAGGCUGAGAAGACAUCUCACUCAAUUCAGUCUAUAAAUGGAUGUUCCAUGGCACCAUGUACUUCACGAUGGAAGGAGGUCAAGUCAUGACAGUAUGUUGUACUAUUGGAUAAAUGCUUGUUUGACACUCCCUAGUCCCCCCCCUACCCUUGAACUAAAACUCUACGCACUUAUUAUAAAUAUUCAUAUACUAAUUCCAGUGUCUGAUUUGAACUUUAAUUUUACCGCCAAUCUCUGUAAAAUGUUUCAUUAAAGGUCCAAUGCAGCCGUUUUUAUCUCAAUAUCAAAUCAUUUCUGGAUGACAACUAAGUACCUUACUGUGGUUUGGAACUCUUUCUUAUUGGUCUAUUAACUAAUUUACCACCUGGUGAUGUCACCAUGGAAGGCCAAAACUCUAUCCCACCAAAACAGGCUGAAAUUUCAGGCACUCUUUCAAACAACUCUUACACUAAAGGGGCAUUAUCAAUAUUUUCACAAUAAUCUUUCAGCCUCAUAAUGUGGAAACAUAUUUAUAAAACACAGGCACAUCUAGUUUUUGACUGCACUGGGCCUUUAAUUUAACAUUACCAUUUUCAUUCCAAAUGAAUGGAUAGCUCAUCAUAUAACAAUUUUAUCACACAAUUCAGUCAAUCUCACUCAGGUAUGUAGUUAAGAAAUAGUAGAAAAUACCACUCAGUAUUAGACACUGAUUAAUUAAUACAUACAGUUGAAAUUGGAAGUUAACAUGCACCUUACCAAAUACAUUUGAUCAAAUUCAAAUACUUUUUUCACAAUUCCAGUUUUUCAAAUGUACUCCUAGAAGGUCUUAGGUCAGUCAGGAUCACCACUUUUUAAUUUUAAGAAUGUGAAAUGUCAGAAUAAUAGUAGAGAGAAUUAUUUAUUUCAGCUUUUAUUUCUUUCAUCACAUUCCCAG